Molecule: messenger RNA, 1844 nt
Organism: Mesocricetus auratus (golden hamster)
Lineage: Eukaryota; Metazoa; Chordata; Mammalia; Rodentia; Cricetidae
Gene: Cr1l
Product: complement C3b/C4b receptor 1 like
Exons: 12
Coding region: 253-1752 (499 amino acids)
Biological process (GO): negative regulation of complement activation, classical pathway
Source: RefSeq, a predicted model, not a curated record
CUUUAGAGUCGAAAGCACUUACAAACCAGAAAAGCUCCUGCAACUGACUUGCUAGGUUUUGACCCUGUGCCUGCUUCCACGGAGCGAUAUCCCCACAGAAACCCCACUGACCAGUAGUAAACAGGACCCCGCCCAGCAAGAGGAAGCUGUGGUCAAAAGCUUUACUCCGGAACUCAGCGCCAUUUCCCCGCACCUUGGGCGUGGUUGCCUUCUCUUUCCUGCUCGACCGUGCCUGAGACCUGUGAGGAGAAAAUGCAGCCUUAUCGGAGACCACAGCGGCUCCAAGGCCCCGUGGGCCGCUUGGUAGCUUUCUGCCGUGGCAGGGUCCAGCUGGCCGUCCUGCUGCUCUUCUUGCCGUCAUCUGCUCUGGGCCAGUGCCAAGCCCCAUCAUGGUUUUCAUUUGCCAGCCGUUUAAAUCGAACUGAUGCAUCCGUGUUUCCCAUUGGAACAUCUUUGCUGUAUGAAUGUCGCCCAGGAUAUUUCAGCAGGCAGUUCUCCAUCAUCUGUCAAGAAAACUCAGACUGGACAAGUGCUGAAAAUAUAUGUAAACGCAAACAGUGUCAAACUCCUUCAGAGCUUAUCAAUGGCAAAGUAGAAGUACUCACAGACCUUCGGUUUGGAGCCACUAUUAAUUAUGUUUGUAAUCCGGGAUACCGCCUCAUUGGUUCCUCUUCUGCUACAUGCAUAGCCUCAGAUAAAACUGUCAUUUGGGAUAAUGAACCACCUCUUUGUCAGAUAAUUCCUUGUGAGUCACCCCCAGCCAUUGUCAAUGGAGAUAUCUUUGCUUCUUCAGAAGAUUUUAAUUAUGGAAUAGUGGUUACCUAUCGCUGCAAAACUGAUGAGAGAGGAAAGAAGCUCUUUAACCUGGUGGGUGAGCCAUCCUUACGCUGCACCAGCCAUGAUGGUGAAGUUGGAGUCUGGAGUGGACCUCCUCCUCAGUGCAUUGACGUCAAGAAAUGUACACCUCCUCAUCUUGAAAAUGCAUUCGUGGCACCUGAAAACAGAAGCCUGUUUUCCUUAGGGGAUAUUGUGAAGAUUGAAUGUCAGCCUGGGUUUAUGAUGGAAGGGAAUAGCAGCAGUGUGCAGUGUAGCAAGCUAAACAGAUGGGAGCCAGAGUUACCAACCUGCUUCAAGGUGAAACCUUGUGGUGCUUUCCUGGACCAGCUUCCUAAUGGGCGUGUGCUGUUUCCACUAAAUCUUCAACUUGGGGCCAAAGUGUCCUUUGUUUGUAAUGAAGGGUUUCAAUUAAAAGGCAAAUCUGCUAGUCAUUGUAUUCUGUCUGGAAGGGAAAGUAUUUGGAAUAGCGGUGUUCCUGUGUGUGAAAAAGUGAAGUGUGUCCUUCUACAGAGUGAAAUCCAGAAGGAGUUGAAAGAGAAAGACUAUUACUAUAGAAGUAAUGUUACCUUGGAAUGUCAGGAUGGUUAUACUCUGGAAGGCAAUUCUCAGAGCAUGUGCCAGUCAAAUGCCAGCUGGGGUCCUCCUCUUGGCAAAUGCGUACCUAGCUCAAACAGUGGUCUCAUAACUGGCAUUGUCUUUGGGAUGAUCUUCGCUAUUUUAUUCACCGUUGCUCUCUUUUGGCUGAUUCAGAAGUAUAAAAAACGCAAAACCACAGACGGAAAAUGUAAAGGAGUGAGUAUCCAUUUAAAUCCUCAAGAAGACAACAGCACUCACCCUCAGGCUCUGCUCACAAGUCAGGAGAACAGCAGUUCCAAUAACCCAGCUCGGAAUUCACUCACCCAAGAAGCCUCCUAAAUAGCCAUAUUGCAAAAUGGCAAGUCUCUGUCAAUAUUAAAAUAUAUCUUGUAUUUACAUCUUUUAAAAUAAAUAUUUUAUUUUAAGAGCUA